GUUUAGUUUGAUGUUUUUAAAACUUCUGUCGUUGAAAUAUCCGUAUAAGUAUGAUCUAAAUUCGUUUUAAGUAAAGCAGAUAAAAAGCAGCAAAGAUGCCUACGGGUCUUGAGAAGCAGACAGCCCAACGGGCCACCGACUGUGGUGAGACCCCCCUCUAUGUCAGCAAGGUCACUGCUCCAAGAAACCCAAAGCUCCUAAGGGGACCUGUUGAAGAACAAAAGCUGACCCCCUCGUUAUUCAUGAAGGAAAUGGCACAGUCCACCCAUGAAAAACUCGCAAACACACAUGACAUGAGGAUUCCUCAGGUCAUUGAACUCUUGGACAUGGGAGAUACUACACAUCAAAAGUUCUCUGUAGUAGACAUUGAUGAGCCCAUGUUUCAGCCCUUCCCAUCAGAGAUUGUCUUCCAACAGUUUGAGCCGCAUGAAGUCUUUGAAGUACCUUUGCUGCUCAGAAACAACGAUAAAGUGUCUCGAUUAGUCAAAGUGUCUCAGGCCGACUCCCCGUAUUUUAAGAUUGUUAGUCCUCCAGACAUUGGGAACAAGGUUGCACCUGGUAUGGCCAUUGUCUUCAGGAUACAGUUUAUGCCCGCUGAGAAGAAGGACUAUGUACAUGAGCUGAUCUGCAUGACCGAGCGAGAGAAGUUUGUUGUACCAGUCAAGGCCAUCGGUGCCCGAGCCUUGCUGGAUUUCCCAGACCAGGUCAACUUCUCAACCUGCCCUGUCAAGUACUCCUCCACAAAGACGUUACUGGUCAGAAAUGUAGGCAACCGAGAGGCCAGAUUUUCUUUAUAUGUGUCAGAACCCUUUUUAGUUCACCCUGACUGCGGUGUUCUAGCAGUCAAUGAGAGCCUACAGGUGGAGGUGACAUUUAAACCCAACACAGUCGGUGAUCACAAUGAAGAUCUAGUCGUCUCGUAUGAUACAGCUGAAGACGUCUUUGUCACGUUGUACGGUGCGGCAGUUGAUGCAAACGUCCGAUUGGACAAAAACACAGUCCGAAUAGAGAACACCUUUAUCACUAUGGCCAAUCAAAGAUCUCUUACCAUCAACAAUCGCAGCGACGUCAUUGCACACUUCCAGUGGAAACCCUUUGCAACAGCAGAAGAAGAAAACCAACAAAAAGACAGAUUUUGUACCAGCCUAGCAGAUGAAGAGCAAGCAGAAAAUGAUCGCUUUCUUGAGGAAUGUAUGGUGGACAACACUCUACGAGACAAAAUGGCCAUCCUUACUAGAACUUUUCACAACAGAAGAAAGAUGGUAGAAGGUGACAGCAUGUUGUAUUCAGACAGCGCUUUCUCUAUUGAGCCACUAGAGGGUGACAUUUGGCCCAAUUCCAAUGCCGAGAUCAACGUUAUCUUCAAGCCAGAGGAGGCACGUACUUACUGGAGUACAGCUUACUGUGACAUCACUGGCAGGGAGACACGUCUUCCCCUAAGGAUGCGAGGUGAUGGUGUUGGACCCAAGGUGGUCUUCUCAUUCGACACUCUGGACAUGGGGCACAUCUUCAUCCGCUCUACGCACACAUAUGAGGUUAUUCUUAGCAACCAGGGGGACAUUGAUGCCACCUUUAACCUCCUACCCAACCACUCGACCUUUGGCCCUCUAUUCCAAUUCAGUCCCAGUGAGGGCAUUGUUGUCCCUGGUGGACACCAGGCCAUUAAGAUCUCCUUCUCUUCUCCCAUGCUGGGAGACUUUGAUGAGGAAUUCUUCUGCUCAGUCAAAGGACUGCCAGAGAUGCUCAAGCUCAACUUCAAAGGCAACGUGAUCGGGCCAACGUUCCACUUUGACCAGCCUAAGCUCAAGUUUGGAACCGUGUCCUAUGGAUUCAAGAGCACUAGGGUCGUGACCCUUGCUAACACUGCUCUUGUACCUAUGACCUAUAACGUCCGAGUCCCUGGUGAUGGAGGAGGUGAAGUCGUCUCAGCAACCAGUGGUGAAGCAACGCUGCACAGAACCAAUCUCAGCGUCCCACCAAAAGAGUUCUACAUUACACCAGAGAGCGGGACCAUUCCUUCGCAGAGUGAAGUCAAAGUUCAGGUUGAGCUAACUUCAAACACCGUCAAGAAAUACGACAUGUCUCUGGUUGUUGAUGUGGAAGGCGUUGGGACAGAGCUGUUGGCCUUACCCAUUACAGCUAAGUGUGUUGUGCCAGCGAUCGUGGUAGUCACACCCAUCAUGGACUACACAAGAUGUUUUUUGAGUCAUCCCUAUGAACUGAAUACAAGACUCUUCAAUGAUUCAGACCUUCCUGCUAAAUACGACUUGGUGCCACAGGAAGUAGAAGAUUUUAGCCCGAUGCUUUACACCAGUCCAGAGGCAACUGGGAUCAUCCAGCCACACUCUACGGCUGAGAUCCCCUUAGUCAUUAUGCCAAAGGCUCUUGAAGAGAUUGAGUCUUUAGCAGAGUUCAGCAUCUUUGGAAGCAAUGAGCCACCACUGCAAGUACAACUGAUGGCGAUUGGAGAGGGUCCAGUGGUUCAUGUGACACCCACUGAACUUGACUGGGGUCAGACGCCAGUACUGACCGAUGUUAUUAAGAUUGUUACCCUGUCUAAUGAAUCUCUCAUCCCAGCACCAUUCUGCUGUACGCUGAUGCGUCCCAACUCCCUGUGGCGUGUGGAACCAGUGGAAGCUGAGAUUCCACCAGAGGAGAACCUGGAAGUUAAAUUGACCGUCCACCUGGAUGACUGUAUCAGGUUCCAAGACAAGUUGGCCAUAAACUUUGAGAAUAGCCAGACUCGAACCAUCAAGCUUCAAGCUUAUGGACAUGGUACGACCAUCGUCUCAUUCCCACCUAUUACACCUAGUAUUGAACUUGGGCAUCAUUUCAGCAGCGGUCCUUGCCGGCGUAUGUUUACACUGACCAACAGAGGGCGACGUCACCAGCAACUCUUCUGGAGUACAGAGGGAUUCAAUCCUAUUAAACUCAAGAACAAGGAUCCGUAUUAUAACCCACUUGAUGUUAAGUAUCAGAGGAUGCCGCCCCCGCCUCCGCCCCCAAAGCCAGUUUUCAGUAUAACCCCCUCCCGCUUUGAACUUGAACCCGCAGAGAGUAUUGAUGUUGUUGUAGAGGGCCAGUCUGAUACGCCUAAGACUGUGAAGGAGAGAAUGCUCUGCCAUGCCAUCAUCGGUAAGGCCAGCGGCAAGGAGAAAGUCAUGAAAACUGACAUCAGUAUUGAGUUCAUCAGUCCAUUGCUUGACUUCUCCACUAAGCAGGUCAUGUUUAGAGUAGACAAGAGACCUGAUGAUGUCCUAGUAAACCAGCUGGAGAAGUUGACUCUGACUAACGUGUCCUCCUUGCCACUCCACACCAGAGUGGAUCUUGAAGAUCCAUUUGUUAUCCUUACCAAGGAUGAAGAUGAAGACAAAGAAGUCUCAUUUAUGGAUAUACCGCUAGAGGUUGGCGAAUCAUGCACCUUAAUCAUUCAAUUUGAUCCAGCCUACCUAGAUGACUCUUACUCAAGAGUGGCUGAGAAGGUACUAACAUUCCGCUACCAGGAACACCCUCACAUUGACUAUGUAGGUCUCCGUGGUGAGGUCUACUUCCCCAACCUGACCUUUGAGAAGAUGGAUGUGGAUUUUGGCUGCAUCCUCAACGACACCGAAGUCACACGUUACGUCAAUAUCACCAACAACAGCCCCAUGCCGGUGAAGUAUCGCUGGUCCUUCCUGGAACCCUCUAAUCCCAUUGUCAUUUACCCUCAACCCCUCCCUGAGGCUCUGAUGGGAGGAGAUGGGAGUGGUGGGGAAGGGGAUCAGCAUGUUGCCUUUGAGGAGCCGUGUGAGGAGACGGAGACAGACGGAGCAGAGAAAGGAAUGGAAUCUGAGGAACAGGAGAAAGAGAAACCUGUCGAGACCCUCUUGGAGGACAUCCCAACCACCGUCAACAUCAAACUCCCUGAGGAGAGCGUAAAAGACACCACGUCUGUCAAAAUGAUCCCAGAGGACACCAAAGACUCCAUCAUCCAUGAGGAGAAACAUGAGGAGAAAUCCAAGAAGUCUCCCAGGAAGACACCAAGGAAGACGACAGGGAAGAGUCAAGGGAAGUCUUCUCGGUCAGGGAAGACCUCUGUCAGUGAAGACAGCAAGAAGAGGAAGGAGGACAAAGCAGAGAGAGGAGACGUGGAGACGCCUGGAGAACAGAUAUUAAGCAUAGUAGACAUGUCAUCAGUGGUUGCUGAUGACCAUCUUGCAGAUGACAGGCAGAGUAUGGGCAGUCGUACCUCUCUACGCCCUGCCAGUGCCAGGCGCAGACGACAGGCUAAGCUUGCCUACUUCCAAGCCAUCACUGAGCCAACAGUCGUUGGCAUUGAAGAGGUCUUUGAUAUUCUACCCCUGUAUGGUAUUCUGAUGCCCGGUGAGUCAGAUAUCACAACCUUCACCUUCUAUGGCCAUACAGAUAUAGGGAGUGAAGCCAAGGCCCUAUGUAAUGUUGAGGGAGGACCCUGCUACGAGUUGUCACUACGAGGCGAGGCCUCCAUUGUGCAGUAUGAUUUUGACACCAAACACAUUGACUAUGGAAAACGGAUGUUUGACCAAGUUGCUGAAGCAGAGAUUGUCCUUCAUAACACUGGCAAGGUUGGUUUUGACUUCCAAGCUAUCAAUAUGGAUCCCAGCACAGGUAGACGCCCAGUACCAGGCUUACCAGUUAUGAUUCCUCAUGCGGGUCGCAUUGAGGCACUCCAGGAACUUAAACUACUUGUCAAGUUCCUUCCAGGUGUUCCUGAGAAGUUCCACAAGAGUUUUGAUAUUCAAGUGGCUCAUUUUGAGCCAGACACCAUUAACCUCUGCGGGGAGGGAGUGUUUCCUCGGAUUUCUCUGGACCUCCCAAGGUACGGUGAUGAGGAGGGUCUCUACACCUCCUUACUGAAAGAGGCCAAGGAGACCCUUGGUAGAGACACCCGUAAAGGUGGCAAGUCACUCUUUGGAGGAACGACCACAGGGUCACCAAUGCCCUCCUUGACACCCAGGGACCCAUCCCAUGAAGAUGCAAAGUCUAUCCUUUCCAUGCAGAAUGAGUUUCCAUCAGAACUGGAACUGCAGAUGGAAGUGGAGCGUCUGGUUGUGAAAGAGUUUGCCUUAGAGAUGCAACAGAGUAACAGCUCCUCCAACCAUGAGUCCAAUAUGAACAAUGGCCCAUCAAGACCUACCUACAGCAAGACACCCCGAACAUCAAGGGCAAAGAAGAGUACCAAAAUCAAGGCUCGCUUAACAGACUACCUGUUGGACUUUGGCUAUGUUGUCCUUGGUACAGUGCGUACCCAUAUUGUCAGAGCCACAAACACAGGCUACUUCGCUGCCUCAUUCUCUGUUGACCGUGCCAGCUUGGCAGGGUCUGGGUUCAACGUGGAGCUAGAUCGUGUUCGUCAACUACCAGGUUACCCUGAGCAUGAGACGGUGGAUUUUAGGGUCAGCUUUGAUCCUCGAGGGGCCAAUCUUGGGCUCGGUGGCAUUCAGGCUAUUGUCCCAAUAAACAUUGUGAAUGGUCCAUGUGCUUCCCUGAGGUUAAGGGCCAGUGUCACCAUGCCGGAUAUGCAGAUAUCUACUGAUUCCAUGGACUUUGGCCCAGUCCAGUGUGGUCAAUGUAAGGUCAUCACCAUACAGCUUCAUAACAACCAGCAUGUCAAGUGUGAGUGGACUUCUCUACCAACAGACAAAGAGAGAAAACUGAUUGACAAACAUAUGCCAAUGCAUCUCCGCCGUAAGCUACGGCCAGAAAAAGCACGGCCAAGGAACUUUGAGAUGAUGCCCCCAGUAGGCAUGCUGCUGCCUGGUCAGAGAGUCAACGUCCAGGUCAAGUUCAUGCCAACUGAAGAGAAAGUUUACGCUGAUCGUAUAACCAUUCGCCUGAGCCAGAGCAGCCAGCGACUGACCCUGAUGGCCCAUGGUACUGGCUUGGAACCACGCAUAGAGUUCAGCCAGUCCCUACUGGAGUUUGAUCCUAUCCUCCCACAUAGCUUUGGGGAUGAGGUAGACGUAGUGGUCAAGAACCCUUGUUCCUUUCCAUUGGAGUUCUACUCACUGGAGUUUGACGAUCAGUACCUUGAGGAGGAAAAGGUGCUCCGGAGUGUGAAGGGUUACGAUGAACAUGGCACGAUCUUACUCCCUCCUCGUGUCCCAGGAGAGAAGCUUGCCUCUGAGCUAUUAGAACAUUAUGAUGAGUUAAAGAAGGCUGCUGAGGAAGAGGAGAAGGCUAAGGCUGAGGCUGCUGCAGCUGCUGCUGAAGCUGCUACUGGUCAAGACGCCGCUGAAGGAGCUGAAGGUGCCAUCGGGGUUGACGUGACUGCACCAGGCAGCUCCUCAGAGGAUGUUCAGACUCACAAAGGGAGUUCCAUUCCAAUGGUCAAGGGUCCACCAUCCUCUCCCACUGCCAGCCAAGAAGGCGACAAGAAGGGUGAGAAACCUGCCACGGAGGGUGCAGAGGAAAGCAACAAACUGCAGCUGCCCAAGAACGAGGAUGAACUCCAAGAUAAGAAAGAUGCAGCGAGUAGCGUAGGAGUGGGUGAGCUACUUGAGAUCACACCAGUAUCUGCUGCCAUCGCUAGACAUCUUGGUAUUGACCUUACACCAGAAGGCAAAGCUUCCAUGAGACGUAGAGGAGUGUCUAUAGUGGUCCAUGGUGCACCCAUGUCUGGAAAAACCUCUACAGCGAUCACUCUUGCCAAGUACUAUGAGGCGGCCCUCCUCACUGUGGAUAGCGUUGUCUUGGAGUCCAUCUCCAAUGGAAAUACUCCAGCAGGCUUACGAGCCAGAGAGCUUUGUGCCCAGGCAUCCAAGGCUCAGCUGAUGAGGGAAGGGGAAGGGAGUGAGGUAGCUGGGGGUGCAGUGGCAGGAGCUGGGGGACUGAGUGUGGAAGCCGUAGCCGCUCAUGCCAUGGGACUUGGAGCUGGCUCAGGUUCAGUCAGCAUGGCUGGCGGUGGUGCCCACUCUGUCAUCAGCAACCGCAAGACCAGCACAAUCUCCGGCCACAAGCCAGCCCACAGCACCGUGGGUGGCGAGGCAGCUCCAGGCCCCCCGGAUAAACCAGAUAAGAAGGACAAGAAAGAGAAGAAGCAGGAUGGGGACAAUGCUACCCAGCUGUCUGGUAGCCCUCCGCCAGCCGCUCCCAUUGCGAGGAGGCUGAGUGUGAGUGCCAGUGUGGCUGGGGAGGAGGGUUUGAUGAGCUGCCUACUCCCUGAGGACCUACUGGUGGAGAUACUGGCUGAGAGAUUACAGCUGAAUGACUGUCAUCGUGGGGUUGUCUUUGAUAGCUUGGAAACCAUCUUCAGUCCCAAUCACACAGCCACUGCUAACGCCCUACUAAAGGCUUUUAACAACCGUAAAUACAUCUAUUUUGUGACCAUGAAACUGGAGCAGUCUGUCUUCCAGGCUAGGGAGAAGAGACUACUGGAAGAAAAAGAACGUGAGGAUAAGGAACGUGAAGAAGAUGAGAAACGCCGUCUUGAAGAAAUGUCAGAAGACGAGUACGAUGAGCUUACUGAAGAAGAGAAAGCUGACGUCGACCGCAAACGUCUCAAGGCCAAGAAGGAACGUCUCCUGAAGAAAGAAAUGGAAGAGCGUCUUGAAAGAGAACGUAAGGAACGUGAGCUUGCCGCUCUGCUGGAGGAGAAGAAAGUGGAGGAUGACAAGAAAGGCAAAAAGAAAGGCGCCAAAGGCCAGGAGAAAGAUGGCAAGGGAGCUCCCCUGAAGAAAUCCCAAGAGGGUGCCAAGGCUGGCCCUACAGCAAGCCAAGCUACUAUGAAGAAACCACCUAGUGAGCAAGGUAGACAUGAUCAGCCAUUGUUACCCUCUGAGCAUGGCCUUAAGGCAGGAGCAUCCUCUGUUAUGGAACGGCCAGAGUCACACGGCACUGCCGGCAGUGAAUCACAAGAAGAAGGUGGAAAGAAACGCAAGAGAGAGAAAGGUCGACCAAUCUCCAAUGAGGUUGCCUUGGAGCCAGAACCAGAGAAGGACCCAGCUAGAGAAGCAGAGCUCCUAUUGACUGCACGCUUCAAGGCCUUCGAUCACGGUCUGAAAGAAAUUGAGAAGAUUCUGGACCGCUGGGAUCGAACUAUUGGACAAGUUGUCAUUGACCCACUGGCCGAUGAAAUGGAGGCUGAGGAGCUACCUGCACACCCUCCCUCUGGAAGGAAGGGUAAAAGCAAGGCAGAAAAGGAGAAAGAGAAGGAGCGAGAGAAAGAAAGGGAACGGCUUGAGAAGGAACGCUUAGAGAAAGAGAAAGCAGAGAAGGCUGCAGCCGAGAGCGGUGAAGAGGGUGAAGAUGAGAAAGAUGGCAGCAAGAAGGAAGAAACGGGUGUACCUCACAUCCUCAUGGAUGCCAGUGAACCCGAUACCCAGAUGGGCGACAAGGUCCUAACCCUUGGGCGUCUCCCUACUGCUGCUGAGGUCUUGGAUGGUUUAGGACUUGGCCCCAAUGGGCCACCAAUACCCCCAUCGGCAGCCUUCUCUGUUGUCCCUUACCCUGUCAAGAGGAAAGCACCACUUGGUUCUGAUCCUUCAGGUCAUUACAUCUUUGUAGCUUCUUCUCCUGAUGACCCGAAUGUUAUUCCAGAGGAAAAGGCUAAGGAAGUUGAAGUGGAGCCAGAUUCGUCAACUCCAGACAAGGGCAGAGAAAAGGACGACCAUACAACCCCAACAGGCAAAGGAAAAGGCAAAGACAAAUCCCGUACAGGAGCAGAGAGUGUAAACUCAAGACGUCGCUCUGCCAAAGGCUCCCGCAAUCGCAAGGGGUCCUUAGUGGUCACCUCCCCACCCCCAGGCACCACUACACCAGGAUCAGACUUUGAUGGUCAGAGUAGCACAGCUGGGGAUAUGUCAGCCAUGCAGGAACCUAAGAAUCCCAAGCUGGGGAUCUUUCGCUGGAGCAUCCCAGCUGAAUCAGAGAUUCUCCUAAGACUUCGCUUCCAGUCUGACGAGCUGGGACAAUUUGAUCAGACCCUUAAUUUUGAAAUCAUUGGGACUCGUCGGCGAUACCAGUUGUACUGCCGGGGUGUAUGCUCCUUCCCAAACGUCAGUCGUGAACCAAGAAUUGUCUUCCCACAUCGUAAGAAGAGCAAACGCGCCGAUGAGAUUGUCCACAAGAAGUAUAUUCUAAGCUCAGAAACCCUUCAGAUGGGUCCCCUACUGGCAGGAAAGUCUAGGGACCGCUAUAAGGAGUGCAAGUACCCUGAGAACAUGGAGAAGCUAACCAUCAAUAACUCAUCUCCGCUGGAUGCUGAAGUAACCUUCUGCUUUCAGCAUGAUGGUAAUGCCACUACAUUCCUUAUGGAUCCACCAGCAAUGUCACUCAAACCAGGAGAAUCUCACGAGUUGACCCUGUGGGCCUAUCCUAAGAACCAGGGUUUCUUCGAGGACAGCAUCGUCUGUUGUGUCAAGGAGAAUCCAGAACCAAUACUCUUCAAGAUUAGUUGCUAUGGAGUGCGACCCGAGCUGGAACUGGACAAAAAACAACUUCAUUUUGAGAAAGUUCUUCUUCACCGGAAAGACACAAAGACAAUCUACCUUCGUAACAGCACCCUCCUUCCCGUGGCUUGGCGCACCAGUGGGCUUGAGAAUCUCGGUGAUGACUUCUCAGUGACAACAGAUACUGGGGUCAUUGAUCCCAAGUCUGAGUUUGCUUUGAAUGCUCACUUCAGAGCAAUGAGACCCACCAAUCUCAAGAAGAUGAUCAGACUUGAGGUAUCUGAUGUUGAGAACAUCAUGGGUCUUCUACAGACUGAGAAUAUUCAGGUGUUGGCCGAGGCGUAUGAUGUAGCCCUGGAUAUGAGCUUCCCUAAAGGGGCUGAUGGAGGAUUGGACUUUGGUACUAUCAGGGUUAUGGAUGAGACCAAACAGACGUGCUCUCUCAAGAACAAGGGACGAUAUGAAAUAGCCUUCAGCUUCAAUUUUGAGACGACCGAGGUGAGUGGGCCGGAGAUCAUCAACCUGUUCUCUGUGAUCCCUCAGAAGGGUGUUCUAGUACCCAAUGACCGACCCACACAGGUCCAGGUUAUCUUCAAGUCUCGCAAGGAAGUCACCAUCAGGGACCAACCUAUCCUCAAAUGUCAAGUUAUUGAGCCCAACAUCUCUGACAGCGGCGAGACAAUUGCCAGCAUUCCUGUCAAGCUCAGCGUACGUAGCAUCUUCAGUAAGUACAACGUGUACCCGAUCAGUGACAUCAACUUUGGCGCAGUGCUGGUUGGCCAGCGGCGCACUCGAUCCUUCAUCAUCGAGAACAAGGGGGAGUUUGAUUUUAAAUAUACUGUCAACCGUAUGAGCCGUGACUCGCAGCCAAUGCAGCCCCUGCUAAGGGGGAGAGUUGGAUCUCGGGCAUCAAAAGCUUCUUUCCAGUUCCUGAGGCCCGGUGGUAACAAACGUAGUAAAUCAAGGGAUGGAUCUAGCUCAGGACGCUCUGUAGCUAAACCCAAGAGGGCUGACUCAAUGAGGCAAGAUAUUGGUGGUGGUGGAGGCGGUGGUGGUGGAGGUAGCACCACAAGGCUUCAGCUGGGAAUGUUUACCGUCUACCCAGCGUAUGGUGUUGUGUAUCCAAACAACCCACAGGUCAUACAGGUAGAAUGUCUACCGGAGAUGACUGGCAGAGGAGAUGAGGACCUUGCAAUUGAGAUCACAGAUCGUGAUCCUGCCGAUCAUCCACAGGGCAUUCCUUACAAGAUCCUAGCUGAGGCUUGUAGUCCAGGCAUCAAUCUGGUGGACCUGGCCUCCAUCUUUGAGGAGCACCGUGUCGUUAAGAACCUCAGUGUUUUCCUCAACAGCCACCAGCUGGAGCUGGAUGGAGGCGGGGUGUAUGGAGAGGAUGAAAACAAGUUUAUCUUUGGCCAUGUGCUGGUCGGACGCAAAGUCAAAGCGCGGUUCAAGAUCUCCAAUGCCAACAAGGUGUCAUGUGACGUUCUCUUUGCAUGCAAGCUGGUCACAUCAAAGCCGUCCUCCAAACUGCAAGACAUUUUUGAGGUAGAGCCAUCCAGGGCUUCCAUCCCAGCACACAGUCACGUCUACGCCAUGGUCACUUUUGGUCCACCAUCCAUGCAGACAUACACUGGUCAGUUUGAAGUCAUCUUGGACGGGGUGAGUGGAGCCGUGGCCAAGCAGAAGAACCUAUCCUUCGAGGUCCAGGGUGAGGGAAACCUCCCUCGUGUGUCAAUCCAGAAGCCGUCCAUACGCAACAAGAAAGGGAGCCCUCUAUUGUUGUUCAAGAGAUUGCUGCUAGGAUCAACGCAGACGCUGCAGCUGUGCCUUAGGAAUGACGGGACAUUGCCGAGCAAGGUUGACAUUGAUUUGACUGAUCCGAAUGGAGUGUUCAGCCUUCAAAGUUCACCAGAGACAAAACUCAUCUAUCCAAUGCAGGGAAAUAUCCAGACCUAUCUAGACAAUGAGGGUGAAGAACUGAUUCGCCAUCCUCAUACAGCCUCCAUCAUUGUCGGUGUUGGUGAGGAGUCAACCUUCCAGGCAGUCUUCAAGCCGGACGUGGCCCAUCGCUUUGAGGGGUCUAUCCGAGUCACCGUCAUGGAUAAUCAGUAUGAGGACCGAGUCAUUCAAAUGGUUGGUGAAGGGUAUCAGGAUGAAAUUACAUUGGAUAAUAUACACAGCAUACCAGCCGAGGAGAACGUAGAGGCACUACUAGAAAACGACAAUCAAGUCUCAGCUGUUGCAUCCAAUCAUAUCCAUUUUGGCCACUGCCACAUCGGGGAGUCCUAUCAGCUGACUUUCACGAUGACCAAUCACAAUGCGACGGAUACGGUGCGCUUCCAGUGGCCAGAGCACCCCCAGUUGAAAUUCUGUCCCUCGGUUGGGCACCUUCACGGCGGCCUGGCCAAGGAUAUUGCAGUCACCUUUAAGACGGAUUCCGCCGUUGGUCUGCAGGAUACUGUGAUCAAUUGUAAAGUCUGCAAGAUCACAUUUGAUAAGCCGGUGGAUCAGGUACCUGACUGGGACGAUAGAUUGCGUACAGUCAAGUGGGUAGACAUCCCUGUGGCUGCUCUACGACCUCCGACCUCGGGUGACACCCCGGGGAAUCGCCCAAAGUCUAACCAAGAUGCCAAGAAGGAGGAGAAAGAAACCAAGAAAGAGCACAGGAAGGGCGGGGCUAAGGACAAGGAGGCGGCUAAGGAGGCGGCCAUGGAACAGAUGGAUAAGGAGAAGACAGAGGAGGAGUUGAGACGGAAGAUAGCGGCGGGUGAGAUAGUCAUUGAGGUCCCUAAGCCUGCCAAGAAGAAGGUUGUUGAGACUGAACUCGAGCCGACCAACACCCCAUUGGAGGACACAACACGCGACGUUGAACUUCGCGUCAGCGCGAAUGCAGACUAUGCCAAGUACAAAUGCAAAACUGAUGUCAUUCACUUCAAAGACACUCUCAUGUUCCAAACAAGACAGUUUGUCUUCCAGCUGACCAACAAGGGCACAGUACAGCUCUCUUACAACUGGCAGGUGGUAAUGGAAGACGAGAUUCUGCGCCGUAAGUCAGUCAGCUUUGCUGAUGAGGACCAGAUGAGAUUACCAUCACGCUGCAGCACGGCAGCUACAGAUCUCAUGGAUGUCUAUCCAUUCACAGUGAUACCUGAGAUGGGAACCGUUGGAGUCGGCAAGAAACAAAACUUCACUGUCAAGUUUGCCCCACUGGAUAUGCAAGACUAUGAGGGACGUCUCAUUUGCAGGGUCCCAAAUCUUGAAGAGGGUAAACAGGGACCAGUGAUCUCGCUCCGCGGUCGUAGCCUCAUGCCCUACUGCCACUUUGAGCUAGAAGACUCUGACUACGUCACUGGUUCCCGUCGCAACCCGGAGCUUCGUGGUCCAGGUGGUUCGCCCCCAGGAGCUACCCUUGACCCCAACACCCGGGUGAUUGAGUUCACCUCGGUAGGCAUCCAGGUGAAGAACCGCAGGAGUUUCUACAUCAUAAACCCGACCAACUCUCAGUAUUCAUUCGUCUGGAAUUGUGAGGACGAGGAAGAUCCUAAGAUAGUUAAGCAGUUUAGUUGUGCGACAACAAAAGGGUUCGUGGCGCCAGGUAAAAAGACUGAGAUCAGCUUUGACUUCACCCCAUCCCAGCUGGGCAUCGUUGAAUCUUUCUGGCGCUUUACCAUCCCUGAGCAGAACAUCCUCGUUCCAUUUCUCCUGGUGGGUGACGCUAAGGAACCUGCUGUAGCCACUGAUCGAUCACACAUCAACUUCAAGUCAUUACUGCUAGGUAACCAAGCUAAUGAGAGGAUUCAGCUAAUCAACAAUGAGAGUCGACCUUUCACCUUUGACAUCUCUGAAGCCUCAUGUCACUCUGAGGCAUUCUCAUCCGAGUUAAGCGUUACUCCUAAGGAGGGAAUCAUUCCACCGUUCGGAAGGAUUCCAAUCGACGUCUCCUUCACCCCUCAUGAAGAGAAGGUAGUUAACUUCAAUGUAGAGAUCAACAUCAAGAAGAAGACGCUGCCGAUCUACCUGAACGUCAAGGCCGAAGGCUAUUCCAUGAACGCAAAGGUCCUCUGUGAAGAUUCCACUGGCAAGAAUGUAGAGCUGUCCUCUUGUGGAGUUAAUGAGAUCAACUUUGGAGAGGUGGAAGUAAAUGAGAAGGCAGUUCGUUCCAUCUUCAUCGUCAAUGCUGGGAAGUUCAACUUUGACUAUGAGUGGUCAAUGAAGGAGCGAUCUGGCAAGGCAAUGAAGAUGGUCAGCAUCUCCCCAGAGACUGGGUCUGUACCAUGCAGCGACCGCAAACGAUGUGUUCUGGCAUUUAAACCACCCCACAAGACAUCGAUACGGGGAUGUGAAUUUCUGCUGAAGGUGACUAACGGUCCCAGCUACCAGAUCACUUUAGCUGGUCAAGGAGUGGCCCCGGGUCUUCAUUUCUCCUUUACCAAGUUUGACUUUGGGCCUUGUUUCAUCCAUCGAGCUGGAAUGCCUACCUUGUCCAACCUUCUGACAGUCACCAACAGGGAUAGUAAGGCUAUCAGCAUUGACUGUCUGUAUACCAGUACGUCCCAUCUGGAGGUGCAGUUCUCAGCGUGUGUGUUGCAGCCAGGAGAUAGUCGGGAUGUUCACCUCACUUUCUACCCACGAGAAGCCAUCAAGUACAGAGAGAUGGUCAUCUUUGAGCUCAAUGGACUGUCUCGUACUCAGGUGGAAAUUCUUGGAGAGGGAACAGAGAUGAGGGUGGAAGUAGCCAAUCCCAAGGAUAGACUGGUCAACUUUGGUGCCCUCCGUGUCGGCGAGUCAAUCAAGCGCACCGUCCCGGUGAUCAAUAACAGCCCUGCCCCUCUUUCCUUCACCGUGGUCAUUACGCCCCUCAGCUCUAUCCUCCAACAGCUGCCCAAUGUCCUCUCUCUGGCCCCUACCAAAGAGAUAUAUCUCAAGCCAAAGGGAGGCACUUGCAACCUGGAUCUUGUCUUCACGCCAAAGUGCCGUAUUCCACAAUUCACCGAGGAGGUGAUGUUAGAAUGUGCUGGCUUAUCACAACCAUUGUUUGUAGUGGCCGGCUCUUGCCAGGGGAUUGACAUCAGCCUUGAUCAGGAGUCCAUACCAUUCGGUGCCGUGGUACAACGUAGCAGCACUACGCGCAAACUCCUCAUGUAUAACACAGGAGACAUAGGAGCAGGGUUCAAGUGGAACAGUGAUAAGUUUGGUCCAGACUUUUCAAUCAGCCCAACGGAAGGUUAUAUCUCCCCUGGUAUGACCGUACCACUUGAAGUCACGUUCUUCCCGAAGGAGCUCAGUCAGGAUAUCCGAUAUGACAAAUUACGCUGCCACAUCGAAGGAGGGCGCCCCCUACGCCUUGUCUUGACGGGGAUGUGCGUCGGCAGCCAGCCCCAGAAGGAGGUCCUCCACUUCAACACGCAUGUCCGGGUGAAGGACACACGCAGUCUGACAUUGCACAACCGCACUAACCUACGCUGGGAGCUGCGACCGGUGAUUGAGGGCGAGCACUGGGCUGGAGCGGACACUAUAGUGCUAGAGCCACAGCAGAGCAAGCCCUAUGAGAUGACCUAUAGACCUCUCAUCAUGACAGCUGAGAGCAAGAAGCAUACGGGGACAGUGUUCUUUGCACUUCCUGAUGGUUCAGGUCUCCUGUACAAUCUGACUGGUGUAUCUGAAGCACCUAAAGCAGCAGGUAGCAUCACUAGAGAAGUACCCAGUAAGACACAGUAUACUGAGCAACUAUCUGUCUCUAACUGGCUCAAGAGACCACAGAGAUUCAAAGUCCUUAUUGAGAUGAUCAAACCAGACAAGCUGGAUACAGCAACAACCCUGAAGGGUCUGGAUUACAUUGAUGUUCCUGGCUUGAGUAAGAGAGAAUAUAAACUAAACUUCUUCUGUCAUAAGGAAGCUUCAUACUCAGCUAAGGUGAUCUUCCGCAAUGAGGUAACCGGUGAGUUCCAAUUCUAUUACGCCACAUUCAAGAGUACCGCACCCGGCGUGAUUGACACCAUUGAGAUGACAACACCCGUACGGCUCAGUACGUCUCAUACCAUCUCAUUGGACAACCCUCUCAAUCUACCGGUGACCUUUACAACCAACUGCCCCGUUGCUGACAUUAUGCUCCCACCUCAACUUGUGGUGCCUCCUCAGUCAGAGGGAUCUCUGAGCUUUGAGUUUCUACCCUUGAAGACCGGAGUCACCAACAGCAAGUUGCAGCUGAGUAGCGCAGAGCUUGGCAUGUUCCAAUACGACCUUCAGCUCACAGCGACUGCAGCAGGGCCAGAGAAGGCGGUGUACUUCAGGGCGCCGCUGGGUGGCGGGCAGCAGCAGUCGGCACACUUUGUCAACUUUGCCAAGCUCAAGACUGAGUACACAUGCAAGGUUGACAACAGUGACUUCCACACUGAUAAAACCAUCACAGCAGCCCCGGGGUCAAGUGGAGGUUCAGAGGUUGGUAUUGACAUCACAUUUGAGCCGUCUCGUCUUGGAGAGACAAGAGGGAACCUAGUCAUCAACUCCAGCAUGGGCGGAGAGUACAUCUUCCCUCUGUUUGGCACCUGUAUCCCACCCAAGCCUCAGGGUCCUUACAACAUCAAGGCCAACUCUACAACCUCUAUCCCAUUCCGUAACGUCUUCCCCCACACCACAGCAUUCACCUUCCAGGUGGAUAACCCGGCAUUCUCAUGCAAGCCAGGGGAGAGCAUCCGGGGGAAGAAACAGCAUAACAUCAUCGUUGGGUAUGAGGGUAACCCUGACCCCUCCAAGGCACCCAAAAUGGGUAAACUGGUUGUUACUUGUCCCAGAUCAGCUGGAGGGAACGCUAAUGUAGCCUGGACCUUUUAUCUCAAGGGUAUAACCCCUUAAACACCAACCACUUCAACUGUCAAAUUUGAGAAGUUAUAAAUCGCAACGCCAGUGCAAAAAACAUUGUAUCUUGAUGGUGCAAUAGCUUAAAAUCUUGCACAAAAAACUGCUUGGUGCCUAUUAGAUUUGGUAUAUACAUCCAGAUUUAUUUGUAGAGAUAAAACGUUUUGACACCUUUAAACUGGUGUGUAAUGAAUGCAGAUAUUUUUUCAAAGACUGAAUCUCCUAGGGGUUGUAUUUCAACAUAUUUUGACACAGAUGCUUUUUAUUUAAUUUAAUAGUUAACAUAAAUAAGAUUUCGUAAAAAGGUUUUAGCUGUCUAGAAAAAGGCAUUUCUUACAAUAGAAACUUACCAAUCUGUUUUAAAAUGACCGGCAAAAUAUAUGAAAGACAGUCAAAAAUUAUUAUUAUUUUGCAAACUUUUUCAGAAAGGUUUGAUCAACACAUUUCAUUCAACCAAUUCUUGCUAUCUCUAUGAAGCAAUUUUUUGUGAAGUGGGCAUGGCUAACAGUGAAUUUAUGUCACACUUUGGAACAGGAGCACAAUGAUAUCAUAUGCAUUCUCAACCGAUUAUAAUGUUGUUAUAAUGAAGUGUUGAAUUUAAAUAUUAUUUGUAGAUGUAUUUUUGAAGUGAUAUUACAGGAGUGUUCAAAGUGCUGUACAGGAAUAGCCAAAAAAUUACCAGAGUGUUGUGAAUAUGAAGUGCAUAAGACUUUCCCUAAAAAUGGUGAGGAAUGGGACGCCCUGUUAUAUUGAUGAGACCACCCUGAUAUUGAUGGGAAUUGUGUUUAAAAGUUUGGGACCAGCCAUUAGAUUGUAAAAUAUUGCUCCCUGAAUACCGGUAUUGGUGUAUGUUGUAAAUUAUAUCGUUUUUCAUGUAAAGAUAUUAAAGUUUGGAAUACAAUUUAUACAAUGUCACAAUUAAAUGAUUGAUCUAUGUAGAUAUUUUAAAAGUUAUUAAAGUUGCUUCAUACAGCACAGCCUGUACCAUCCGUCCAACAAAGUACAAUGUUAAGUUUAGAACUAAAAAAAUAAAAAAUAAUCAACUUUACAAUAAAAAUAUUUUCAUUAUAUUAAAAGGAUAGAUAAGAUUUAAAUUUCCGUCCAAGUAUUUUCCAUUCCACCUGUUUUCCUAUAUUAUUGACUUACCACUUUGUGAUGUAUUUUUAACAGACAAACUUGUAAACAAUGUGUGAUUUGAGUAAUUAAAUGAGUGCUUUUGUUUUAUCACAUGAA
Messenger RNA from Asterias rubens (European starfish), 17495 nucleotides. RefSeq names its product hydrocephalus-inducing protein homolog. The record is from RefSeq and is a predicted model, not a curated record. Gene Ontology annotation, biological process: axonemal central apparatus assembly; cilium movement. Bases 96 to 16259 code for a protein of 5387 amino acids. Gene Ontology annotation, cellular component: axoneme. Lineage: Eukaryota; Metazoa; Echinodermata; Asteroidea; Forcipulatida; Asteriidae. The transcript is spliced from 83 exons.